Molecule: messenger RNA, 1140 nt
Organism: Trypanosoma conorhini
Lineage: Eukaryota; Euglenozoa; Kinetoplastea; Trypanosomatida; Trypanosomatidae
Product: replication factor C, subunit 1
Exons: 1
Coding region: 1-1140 (379 amino acids)
Biological process (GO): DNA replication
Cellular component (GO): nucleus
Molecular function (GO): DNA binding; ATP hydrolysis activity; ATP binding
Source: RefSeq, a predicted model, not a curated record
AUGGGGGCGUCCCGUCCGAAAUGGCUGAAGAGAGCAGCUACGAUUAUUGGGGUGGGGGGUGGGAACUUCGACGCGAUGGUGGCGGCCGUAAGUGCAGCCAGUGUUGGGCAGUCGUGGGCCGAGAAGUACAAGCCGGCGACCAUCGCCCAGAUGUGUUACCCGGCGGCUGCGAACAAACUAAAGGCGUGGGUCGAGGCAUUCGACGCCGAUGGUGCCAAGAGGCGGGGCGCCCUGCUAUCCGGUCCCCCCGGCGUGGGGAAGACAACCUCCGUCUACGUGGUGGCCAGGGCGCUUGGCCGCGUUGUUGUCGAGUACAAUGCCAGCGACUUCCGCAGCGGCAAGUCCCUCCGCGAGCACGUCACAGUUGCGAUCAACAACCACGCCUUUAAUGCGAACGCCUCCGCGUACGCCAAGAUACUUCUGCUCAUGGACGAAGUGGACGGCUGCGACGUUGGCGGGGUGAAGGAGAUUAUAGAAAUGAUCAAGACAACAAAGAUACCAAUUGUGUGCACUUGCAACGACCGCUGGCACCAGAAGCUGCGGUCCCUCAUGAACUACGUGGAAGACAUCCGCGUCACCCGGCCCCCCUGCAAUAUUGUGGCAAACUACCUCUGCGACAAAGUAUUGGCCCGCGAAGGAAUUUCCCUCUCGAAACAGCUCCUGCAGGACGUCAUUCAGCGGUCUGGAAGCGAUAUUCGCAGCAUGUUGAACAACCUGCAGGUGUGGUGUCUGGAUCGCACCUCGCUGGAGCAGAAGGCCCUCGCGGCGUGCGCCGUGCAGUCGGCGAAGGACAGUGACGUGGGUUUGUUUGAGGCGGCGGAAAAGUUUCUGCUGCAAGGCACCUCCCGCGGCAGGCCCCACUCCAUUGAGGAGUUGCAGACCACCUUUUAUAAUUCGGAUCUGGUGGAUUUGUUUGUGCAGGAAAACUACAUUCACUUCAACCCCGAGGGCCGGGAUUGGAUGGAGGCCGUGGCGCGCCGCCGACUCCAUCUCGCUUGCCGACGUCGUGCAACGCGUCAUGUACUUUGGGCAGAACUGGUCCGUUUCGCGUGCCCAUGUGCAGCUCUCCAGCAUUGCGCCCUGUGCCUUUACCCGCGGCCACUACGAGUCUUUUCUCUCCGGGCAGCAGGCUUCGUUUGA